CAUUGGAUUCGUUUUAGGCAGCGGGCUGUCGAAAUUUGUUAAUAAAUAAUUAGGUAAUAAGUAAAAUUAUGUUUAGGAAGCUGUCCUUGCGCUCACUGCGCCUCACCUGCGCGUUUACGCAGUGUAAGUAUGCGACUAAUGGCCAGACGUCGCAAGUUCCUGUAACCGCGGCACUGGAGGGAUGGACGGCCAAACUGAAGGCCGCCGGCAUUGAGGACACGGACUUCAACAUCAAGUGCAUCGUGUCGCAUGUCCUAAACCGAAAAUUCAAUACGGUGCCCGAUUUCUACGCCCAGCUCCACUUCAAUGCAACGCAGCUAGCGGACUUCGAGCGUUUCCUGGAGGCGCGAUGUGCGCGAAUGCCCCUUCAGCACAUUAUCGGGGAGUGGGAUUUCAUGGACAUCACUUUAAAAACUGCGCCCACUGUCUUCAUACCGCGGCCCGAAACGGAGGAGUUUGUGCGCUUGGUCAUCGAGAACUAUAAGGACGCCAAGCACGUCAACUUAUUGGAAGUUGGCUGUGGCUCAGGUGCCAUGUCCCUGUCUAUGCUGCACACAUUACCACAGGUGGUCUCUACUGCCAUCGAGAGGAGCAAGGCGGCCACAAUACUGGCGGCAGAGAACGCCAAGCUAUUAGGGCUAGAGGCUCGUUUUAAUGUGCACAACUACACCAUGGAGGAGGACAAGUACUUGCCGGAGGAGCUGAAGGACCAGAAGUAUGACUUAAUCAUUUCCAAUCCGCCGUAUGUCAAGACGGAGGAGUUUCAGUAUCUGCAUCCAGAGGUCGUUGUGUAUGAGAAUCUGAACGCCCUGGAUGGUGGUUCCGAUGGGUUGAGAGUGGCUCGUCUGGUCUUUGAGCUGGCCUGCCGCCACCUGCACUCUGGUGGCCAACUUUGGCUCGAGCUCGGCAACGACCAUCCGCCGAUGGUGAAGACCAUUAUGGAUUUGAAGUAUGAGGGCCGGCUCAAGUUUCUGGCCAGCUACAACGACCAGUACAAGCGUGAGCGAUUUGUUCAGAUCGAGAAAGUCUAGAAGGGAUACCCAUACUCAUACCGCUGCCUAUAUGGAUAACCCAUUUUCCUGAUACGACUAGCACAAUGCAAUUAGCUAUUAGGAUGCCCAUGCAUUUAGCUGUGAUCCGGAAUCAUGACCACAAAACCUGAAAGCUGCCCAGAGGCUAACCCCUUUAUUUAUGCAAUAUAAAUAUAUUCUUAGUGCUCGAACUGAA
Drosophila serrata is the source of this 1227-nucleotide messenger RNA. It is a transcript of the gene HemK1, whose product is annotated as HemK methyltransferase 1. Gene Ontology annotation, cellular component: mitochondrion. Gene Ontology annotation, molecular function: nucleic acid binding; protein methyltransferase activity. Gene Ontology annotation, biological process: protein methylation. The record is from RefSeq and is a predicted model, not a curated record. Lineage: Eukaryota; Metazoa; Arthropoda; Insecta; Diptera; Drosophilidae.